Messenger RNA from Engraulis encrasicolus (European anchovy), 658 nucleotides. It is a transcript of the gene snrpd1, whose product is annotated as small nuclear ribonucleoprotein D1 polypeptide. Lineage: Eukaryota; Metazoa; Chordata; Actinopteri; Clupeiformes; Engraulidae. Gene Ontology annotation, biological process: spliceosomal snRNP assembly; RNA processing. The record is from RefSeq and is a predicted model, not a curated record. The transcript has 4 exons. The coding region runs from base 119 to 484 and encodes 121 amino acids. Gene Ontology annotation, molecular function: RNA binding. Gene Ontology annotation, cellular component: catalytic step 2 spliceosome; U4 snRNP; SMN-Sm protein complex.
CUGCAGUAUCUUCCGCUGACCACUAUGGUUACAUUGGCGCCGUGAUACGCACAAUUGUCGUUUCAUUGAAUCACUUUUUGAACAAGCAGAGGAGAAAUUAAAUAAAUCCCCUGCCAUCAUGAAACUCGUUAGAUUUUUGAUGAAGUUGAGCCAUGAAACGGUCACAAUUGAACUGAAGAAUGGAACCCAAGUACACGGCACAAUAACAGGUGUGGACGUGAGCAUGAACACGCACCUGAAAGCCGUCAAGAUGACCCUGAAGAACAGGGAGCCCUCGCAGCUGGAGUCGCUGAGCAUACGCGGCAACAACAUCCGAUACUUCAUCCUGCCAGACAGCCUUCCUCUCGACACACUGCUGGUGGACAUUGAGCCCAAAGUCAAGGCCAAGAAGAGGGAAGCUGCUGCGGUGGCCAGCCGUGGACGAGGUCGCGGAAGAGGAAGAGGCAGAGGAAGAGGACGCGGCAGAGGCGGACCCAGGAGAUGAUCUGUCACGCCUCGCUCUGUGUUUUUGGAUGUUAAGGACUUUUGUUUGUACAGAUCUUUUGGAGGGUUUUUUUGUUGACUACUUCUGAGGUUGCUUUCCCUGUUUUUGUCUGCUCAUAUUUUGUUUUGGCAUAAUUUUUUUGUAAAUUAAAACCAUGUCUUAGGUAAAAACUGA